GCUCAAAAAAGUACAAAUGAAGAGAAGGCGAAAGACGGCUAGAUGUCUGCGAUGUGCGGCUUUCUUCUUCCUCUCGCGAUAGCUUCGCUGGUUCCUGCAUCCCUGUUCUCCAUUCCUUUCAUAACUUCCUCAGUCCUCUAUAGCAAGUUAGGGAUAAGAGAGAAUUGAAGGGCGUAGGAGAAGAAGAGUGCUCGAUUUCUCUCUAUUUCUAUGUUACGGAUUCUGUCGUGCAGACGGUGCAGUCUUGUUGUUCUGUGUUGAUUCCUUCAGCAAUGCGGAAACCAACUUGUUCUUGGCACAGAUGGAGUACCUAUGACAGAAUAGAGCAGAGGUAGCAGCAGACCAAUCCAACUUUGAGGCUAUGUUAGAUUGGCCUACCGAAGAACCUGAAGGAGCCGAGAGGGUUCUUAGGUCUCAUCGGGUACUACCUGAAUUUUGUGCGAGAGUAUGGCACGAUAGCAUGGACACUAACGGAGCAGCUGAAGGACAAUUUCAAUCGAGGGGAAGUAACAACACAUGCCUUCGAUUAGUUGAAGAAAGUCAUGACCAACAUGCCAAUAUUAGCACUCCUUGACUUAAGUAGACCAUUUUUGGUGGAGACUGAUGCAUCAGGGUACACACUAAGGGCAAUACUCAUGCAGGAUCAUUGAGCUAUUACCUAUUUCAACGAGGUGCUCAUGACCAGGUUCUGAGGCUAUCCAAUUGACCCUUUCGUAUAUCUCUGAAUAGCUAUGCAAUAUGUUAGACCUCUUCAUAUGGAGGAAUCCAGCGUAGCUCAGAAAUAUACUUUUGGUGAUCAGAACACAAGUGACGUUACAGUUCUCCUAAAGAACUGGGAAGACAGGCAAGAAGUUUUAUAUUGUCACUCAACCAUUUUGGUAAAAAAAAGCAAGUUCUUUGCAGAGCAGCUUUCCAAUGAUCAUGCUACAAGAACAAAAAAUGAUUCUGCAAUCUGCAUUCAAGUUCCUUGCCAGGGUUCUCAGUAUGACCACUAUGUUAAGCUUUUGAAACUCCUAUAUGUCUCUGAUGAUUUAGUUCUGGAAUCUUGGGAUUCUGUGAGGACUGCUCUUGGUGUUCUCCAAGCUUCUCUUACUCUUCACUGUAACUCCAUCAUUGAGAGCUGCGUACAGUACCUGGAAGCUGUGCCAUGGGAUGAAAAGGAGGAGGAAGAGUUACUAAAGGUUGUUCCCACACUUGGCCCUGUAGCUACUCCCAUCCUGGCCCGAAUCCAGCCUGUUGAUUUGAAUGCUACGAAGAAUAUUUUCAUCUCUGCCAUACACUUCGCAACAUCUAUUGAAAGAUCUUUUCCUCCAUUCACCGAAGAACUAAAAACUUCUGCCCAGGAGCAAGUGGAAUACAUGCUACUGGAAGAUGAAGACACUCCUUUGGUAACAGUGGAUGAGGAUGUGAUAUCUGAGGCGAGGACUGGCCUCGGCAACAUAUUCGCAACAUUUGAGACUGAGCUGAGUGCAAGCCCAUUGGACUUCGAGCAGUCACCAGAGGCAGCAGAACAGAGAGUUUUGCAAAGCCUCUCAGACUUAGAGUGGAUGUGCGGGGUUCUUUCCAAGAUGGAAAUGUUAAAGGAUUUUGUCACAGGUUGGGCUGAAAUCUCUGAUAAAAUAUUGGCUGUAGUUCAAGACGAGAAGUACAGCUUGGGCUUUUGGGCAGUCAAGGUAAAGGUGAUUGAGGUUGUUAGCAAAGCCCUUGAUGCAAUUGGAUAUGGCAGUGUGGUGCUUCCAGCUCCAUCCAGGGUUCAUUUCCUCACAACAUGGCUUCCUUAUUUGAGAAAGAUGAAGCCUUUAUUAGAUUUGAAGAGUGAUAGUGAUGAAUCCUUUGCAUAUAAGUUGGAUGUUGAUCUGUGCCAAAAUAUUGAGGGUGCAAUUAUAUCUCUAAUUCUGGCACUACCAUCUGAUGACCAGGCGGAUAUAUUUGGAGAUUGGUUGCAGAGGACUGAACGGCUAAAAUUUCCUGACUUGAGCGAGGCAUUUGAGGUAUGGUGUUAUCGAACCAAAACUGCAAAGAGAAGGCUAUUGGUAGGCUUGAAUGGAGUGGGAAAUUCCACUGUGAGCCUCUUAUGAAGUGUGCUCAAUCAUAAUUUGGCUAAAAUUUUAGUAGCUACUUAAUCUGAUCACCCUAUAUUGUGAUGAAGAUAGAUUAAUAUUAUUGUCUCAAAAACAACGAUUUUAACUUUGAAGAUGGUUUUUGUUCAUUUGGAAAUCUAUUGUAGUGCAAUCAUUUUUCUUUUUGUAUGAGAACUGGAGAUAUUGAUCAUAAUCGAGCUUGCUGUUUGCAAUUA
Dendrobium catenatum is the source of this 2296-nucleotide messenger RNA. RefSeq names its product BTB/POZ domain-containing protein At3g05675. Bases 732 to 2078 code for a protein of 448 amino acids. The record is from RefSeq and is a predicted model, not a curated record. The transcript is spliced from 3 exons. Lineage: Eukaryota; Viridiplantae; Streptophyta; Magnoliopsida; Asparagales; Orchidaceae. Gene Ontology annotation, molecular function: protein binding.